Messenger RNA from Fonsecaea erecta, 1017 nucleotides. RefSeq lists its product as hypothetical. Bases 1 to 1017 code for a protein of 338 amino acids. Gene Ontology annotation, molecular function: oxidoreductase activity, acting on NAD(P)H. Lineage: Eukaryota; Fungi; Ascomycota; Eurotiomycetes; Chaetothyriales; Herpotrichiellaceae. The record is from RefSeq and is a predicted model, not a curated record. The transcript is spliced from 3 exons.
AUGUCUCUCGAGAACAACGCGGCAUUCCUCGACGGGCCGGGACAGCGUCUCAGAGUGGGAUCAGCCAGUAUUAGGAGGCCCGGUGCCGGAGAGAUCCUGGUCAAAAACCACGCCGUUGCCAUAAACCCGAUUGAUGGACUGAUCCAAGAUCUGGGCAUACUUAUUCAACAAUGGCCCGCAAUCCUGGGGCACGAUAUCGGUGGAGAGGUGGUUGAAGUGGGUAAGGGAGUGACCGAAUUCGAGCCUGGAGCACGUGUCACCGCACACGCCUUGGGGCUCAUCACCGGGAAAUCAGAGAAUUGGGCUUUUCAAACAUACACCAUCAUCCAGGCACAUGCCGCGGCUCCUAUCCCACAAACCAUGAGUUAUCAGGAGGCUGCUGUCAUACCGAUGGGCUUCUCUACCGCAGUCGCCGGGCUGUAUCAGGAUGGAUACCUGGGGCUCCCAUUACCCCACAAAAGCCACGGAAAGACUGGCCAGACCCUCCUGCUUUGGAGCGGCAGUUCGAGUGUAGGCAGCGCAGUCAUUCAGCUUGCUACUGCGUCCGGGCUCGAUGUCGUCGCAACGGCGUCUCCAAGGAACUUUGAUCACUGCAAUGCUUUGGGGGCUACGGCAGUGUUCGACCAUGCGGAUGAUGACAUUGUUGAGAAAUUGGCAACAAGACUGCAGAACAGCAACGUGAUCGGAGCGUUCGAUGCAUUUGGUACGGACGCAAGCAUCGGGACGAUUGCUGAAAUCCUCUCACGAAUUGGGGGCGGGCUCAUUGCCACAGUCGGGCAGCCACCGGCAGAGCUGCCAAAGAAUGUCACCGCCAAGCAAAUGCUGGCAGCAAUGAUCCCGGGCACAGAUGUUGGCAGGGCUCUCUGGAAAGACUUCCUCCCUGCAGCAUUGGCGAGUGGCCAGUACAAACCUGUGCCCCGAGCACAUGUCAUCGGAGAAGGUCUAGAGAGUAUCCAAGCUGGGAUUGACAGGUUGAAACAGGGGGUGUCUGCAAGUAAAAUAGUGGUCAAGUUGUAG